Messenger RNA from Hymenoscyphus albidus, 1181 nucleotides. NCBI's taxonomy places the organism in Eukaryota, Fungi, Ascomycota, Leotiomycetes, Helotiales, Helotiaceae. The record is from the annotation of a GenBank genome assembly.
GGGUUCAAACUGGUUAUAUAUGGAGGGCACAGUAACAUUACAAGGCGGGGCACAAAACGGUUCUCUUGACCCCCAACUUAUAUCUAGCAUCUUCUCAUAUCACAAUACAUUCAUUUCUACGACAUUAAAUAUUUUCGAUACUUCCCUCCUCGUCACAAUGGCAGAUUUCGGCCUUGCAAAAGGUCAGGGUUACAUGUUAGACCGCACCCACGCCGCAGCAUGUCGUCUGAACCUGCAAUUCUACCUCUGGAAAGACGCGAUAGGAUUCAACAUCCACCCAUCAAUCCCAAUAUCCAAGAGUUGCAUCAUCGCAGAUGUUGCUGCUGGUACCGGGGCAGUAAGUUACUAUUCUAUCUCUUCAACUUCUUUAUUUCAUCUCCAACGAUGAUAUGACGUAUGCUGAUUCAUCGUAGUGGCUUUUAGAUGUCGCUAGAACCCUUCCAAAUGCGAUGUUGGAGGGCUUCGAUAAUGAUCUUUCUCAAGCACCGCAUGAGAAGUGGCUUCCUUCGAAUACAUCCAUGCGUCAUUGGGAUAUCUUUAAAGAUUUACCUGAGGAUUUGGUGGGGAGGUUUGAUUUUGUUCAUGUGCGGUUGUUGGUUAUGGUCGUUGAGGGUCGACCAGAGGGUGUCAUUCGAAAUCUGCUUAGAAUGCUGAAACUGGGUGAGUCUACUUUUCAAUUUUCCAAUUAGAAGUGGUAUACAAUGCCAGCAGUAUAAGACAAAACUUUCGGGCUCAGUGUCUGAUUUGUCUACUCAUAGAGGGAUAUCUCCAAUGGGACGAGCUCGAUUGUGUCAACAUGCGAGUCAAGAAAGUAGAUCCAGCCAUCCAAACACCAGCACUCGACCAGUUGGUGAAAAUGUCCUACGCUAACGGCAGAUACAACUGGACCCUCGAACUACCAAAACUCAUGACUGAAGAAGGCUUUCUCGAUGUGACAAUGGAGCAUUUCGAUGACAAACCUGAGUUGGUAAGAGCCUUUAACGAGCAGCAUCUCUUGACCAUGGAGGAAUUCGCUCUCAAGUUAUUGAAGAUGGGGAAAGAAGAUGCGGCGGGUAAGUUCUUUGAGUUGAUCAAGGAUGCGUAUCAAGAGGCUGUUGCUGGUGCGGCUUUUUGUAUUCCGAGGAUUGUAUGUGUUGGUCGGAAGGGAGGGUGAUUGAUGGUGCUUUCGAUGAUAUAACGAC